GCUCUCUGUUUAUCGCGUGGUACUGUUGCCGGCGAGCGCCUCGCACUCACGUGCGUUUCGCGAACUCCGAGUUUUCCGGCGGCUGCCGAUUUACAUUAGCGUUCUAUGGUGUUUUUCAACAGUUUAUUGGUGCUAAUUCGUGCCGGGCGUUAGGAAAACAUUAGAGAGUCCGUUUAUUAGCUCGCGUUUUGUCGGUGUGGCAUAUAAAAAUUAUAGGUGUUUUCGGCGGAUGCGAUGAAUAAAUUUUGCAAAUCGAGUCUGUGUGUCGAAAAGAAGAAUCGUGAUAGCUAUGUUUUGAUCGGUCGGUGUGGUGUGCCGGGCGGCUUGGAUGCGAUUCGGCUCGCACUCAUCCUGACAUCUUCAAGAUUUCGGUGUCUUUUGGACUGCGACUUUGUGCGACAUAUGGACAUUGGAGUUAAAAACACACUGGACUCUCACGCUGUACCCGGCGCAUAUUAAGAUCACGAACGUUACCAACGUUACCAUAACCCGUGAAGACUUCUAUUUGUAAGACUAAAGUGCCAUCGGGAACCAGUUUACCACGAUCAGUGAUAUUUAGUGUUAACUUAGUGUUAGUGUAUCCGUGAUAUAGACUAGUAUUUAUAGUUUUAUUGUGAAACGUGACCAAAAAGAAGCGAAGCUGGCUCCCUACAAGGAUAUAAUGAAUUCGUCGAGCAUGAGCUCAGCCGUGCCGACAAUCAAAUGUGAAGACACGUCUCCGUCGCCGACGGCUGCCGUCGGCACCGACGGGGAACCUGGUGCCUUCCUCAGCGUUAAUCUGAACGCUGCAAUGAUUAACCUCCUGGCGGCAGAGAAUGCGGGCACCACCACCUUACGGACCCCGGAAAUCGUGAAUGACGUCAUAACCAUGACGAACCCCUUAGACCAGUAUAAUUAUGACAAGAAUUCAAACUUUAAGAGCAUAAGCGGGAAUGACUCUAACUCAUCCAUGUCGAAUGGCUCGUCAGCCACUUCACCAGCCUCUGCUACUCCGCCGAGUAUACAAAAGACGUGUUCGGAAUUAAUAAAGGCUGGCUUGAAGUUGUCGAUAGAGUCGAAGCGGAAGAUGUCCGGCAGCGACACGGAUGGCGGCAUGAAACGGAUGAAAAAGGAGGAAAGCGACGACGACUAUGAUAGCAGUCAUACACAGCCACCGAAGAAUGAGUUAACACCCGAAGACGAAGAGCGUAGACGUCGGAGGAGAGAACGGAACAAAAUAGCAGCGACCAAGUGUAGGAUGAAGAAACGGGAACGUACUGUGAACCUCGUCAACGAGAGCGAAGUACUGGAGAACCAGAAUAUUGACCUCAAAGCGCAACUUAAGGAUUUGGAGGUGCAGAAACGACAGCUGAUGGAUAUGUUAUCCGUCCACGCGGCGUCAUGUCUCAAGAACAAUUCCAACCGAACGUCCCCAACGACGUCGUACAACAUGCUGCGUUCAUUCGAGUCCCCAACAACAUUCCCCGUCAACUUCGACGCUCACUCACCUUACAUUAGACCCGAAUCUGCCAACAUCCUCGCUUCCAGCUACACUUGCGUCACACCCCUCAACGGGAAUUCUUCCAUAGACAGCAUAUCCCCUCUAGACUCUACUUACAUCGCACCCCAGACCAUAGACGUCGAUUACAGCAGACCAGACAGUGUCCUCAGUCUUCCGCCCACUUCGGACGCAAACUACAUCACCACUGACGGAUACUUGCCCAAAGCUACCAACAUCCUCGGCCCCAUUGAACAGGAAGCCGAGUACUAUGACUCCGAACUGAAUUACAACGUCUCGAGCCAACAAUGCCACACUUACCCCGGCACUAUUCAAGACGCUCAAACGAAACUCAACAAUCUAAACGACGGCUGUUUAGUUUAGCCGAAGGGUAAGUAUCUCUCCGUCGGGUCCAAAAUUUACUUUCGACAUGUAUACGUAUUUAGAUCUUGAAUAAUUCGAAAUGUUCAUCAGUCUUCACAUCGUUUCGCUUCCAAUUCUGUGAUUAAAAAUUUAUUGGUUGUUUAUGUUGAAAUUAUAGUUGACGAAAGGAUUAUUUCGAAACGAAAUUGUAUGUCUACUGUGUAGAACAACAACGUAGAAUAGUGCGGUGCCCGUUAGCUCUUUGGAUUGAAAUUUCAUUAAAAUUAAACAGUUGAGCCCCAGAGCCACGACACGGCUCAUUAUAUUCAAUAUAUUUUAUUUGUGUUUACAAAGUGUUGUGAAAAUAAUUUUGAGUCACCGUUGUCAAAUAACAUUAAACUGUGUAACAGUUUCCUUAGUUAGAUACACGUACAUAAUAUUUAAUUAAGUUGUUUUACUCUAACAUUACCGCAUCGUUAUAAGUUCUAUAAUUUUGCUUUGAUCUGUACAAAAUAUUUAUUAAAGUUUAAGAUCUGAUUAUCAUUACGCACUAAGAUGUCGGGUAUUUUGAAUAUCCCCAUUUAGCCGCCAUAAGUCUAGUCGACUUUCGACACCAAAUACACAAAACAUCACAUGAUAUCUUCCAGUACAAUACAAAUAGAAUACCUCCUGUUGAAAUUCCAAAAGUAUAUUUUAUGUUAAAGAAAUUAUUUUCACAGAUUAUAAAGGGAUAUAUUACCGUAUUGUGUAAGAUUGCAUAGUUUAAGACGCUUUAACUCGAGAGUAAGAAGUGAUAUAUUGUAAUGAAUGAAUAGGUAUAACUUGUUAUAACUAAUUACUCUAUAAAUUUUAUGAUAUUCAGCUUUUAUAUUUCUCAGCUAUUUGACACAAAGUGUCCCACUUAAACCUAUCGUAAGUGCCUAUAUUUAUUUGUUACUUGGUAAUUAUUGAUAUAAUAUUUUCUUCUUGACAUUUUAAUUGUAUCGUAUGUUAAAAUUAAUUAAUAUUAAGAAGUUUUAAAAAUGUAUAAGAGAUAUUCUAUAAUUACUAAUGAAAAAUGACAUAAUGGAUAUGAUAUUUUGAUUAAAUAAUAUUUAAUUAACACUUUACAUAUUUGCAAGAAAGGUGAGAAAUAACUACAAUACAAUACAGUUAAAAAACUAUUAUGGCCAACCAAUGUCGAUUUUACCAGGUAAGGUACCUACCAAUAGUAAAGUUUUAAAAAAAUAUGCCUUUAUCAUCCCUGAUGAUCUGCUUUACAUCAACGCACAUAAAAUAAAUAUGCAGAAGAAUUUUAUAACAUUAAAUGUAUUUUUAUUCUGAUCCAUAUUCGAUGUAAGUUAUAGCUGGAUGCCUUAGACAGACCGUGCCUUUUACCAGUGAACCUAGUCUUACGACUGCUGGCAGUGACAAUCGAAGCAGUCAGUCGCGCAAGCAUUUAUUUUUAUAGAUUUGUGAUAAUCUAGAAUAAAGCAUCUUUGGCACAAAUCAAAUCUUUAUAUUUUAAUAAGAAAUUACGCCUCUGCUUAAUUUAACGUAGGAUUUACAUAGAGUUAUAGAGUAACCGUUAAUGUUCUGUUAUUUAUGGUAUGCUAUCAAAAUGUAUGCUUAAUCUGUGGUUAUUAUUGUGUGGGUGAUUUGACCUCAAAGUAAUCUUUCGUUGAGAUUGUCUUUAGAAGGUUCGUUUAUUGUGUUAGGGUAGCAUUGAUAACAAUAUUAAAAAUUAAACAUCUACGAUUCAAAUUUUAACAUUACAUAUUUAUGUAAGUUUUGUAACAACAGGAUAUAUUUUCAUUUAUGUAUUUUUAAUUUUUCCUAAAAAUUAAGUUACAAAUUAACUGCGUAUUUUAAUUUUAAAUGGAAAGUACAUAUGUACGUGAAUAUGAAGAAUUAAAAGAAGUGUUAACUUUAAACAUAUCUGUCUGUAUUGAUAUAAAUUGUAUAAAGUACUGGUUUUAUGAUUUUAUUUUAUGUUUUAACGAAGAAGCAAGACUAUCAGAUAUAUUUUGUAUUAUAAGACAUAUUAUAUUUAACAUUUGAACCAUGUCACAAAAAAGUGUGCUUAACUUAAAAGUGUAAAUAAAUAAUAAUUUCAACGAGAAUGUACCAAUCACUGUGAAACACACUAUAUUUUAUAUUAUUGAAGAUUUUAUAUAACUGUCACGUAUUAUAUUUGCCUUUUAAAAUUUGGAAUAAGUUGGAUUUGUUGCUAUAAAUUUUAUAAUUAGACUUUGUAAGUGUUGAACAUCACUUGUACCUGCUUCUUGAUUAUAAAUAUUUUGACAAUCGAAGCAAAAUUACUGUGCUUAUUUACUUAAAAAUAAAUCAUAUAUUGCAUAUUA
Molecule: messenger RNA, 4182 nt
Organism: Colias croceus (clouded yellow)
Lineage: Eukaryota; Metazoa; Arthropoda; Insecta; Lepidoptera; Pieridae
Gene: Atf3
Product: activating transcription factor 3
Exons: 6
Coding region: 662-1861 (399 amino acids)
Biological process (GO): regulation of transcription by RNA polymerase II
Cellular component (GO): nucleus
Molecular function (GO): RNA polymerase II cis-regulatory region sequence-specific DNA binding; DNA-binding transcription factor activity, RNA polymerase II-specific
Source: RefSeq, a predicted model, not a curated record